This is a messenger RNA of Hippocampus comes (tiger tail seahorse), 1458 nucleotides long. It is a transcript of the gene shld3, whose product is annotated as shieldin complex subunit 3. The coding region runs from base 166 to 837 and encodes 223 amino acids. The transcript has 3 exons. Gene Ontology annotation, biological process: positive regulation of double-strand break repair via nonhomologous end joining; positive regulation of isotype switching; negative regulation of double-strand break repair via homologous recombination. NCBI's taxonomy places the organism in Eukaryota, Metazoa, Chordata, Actinopteri, Syngnathiformes, Syngnathidae. The record is from RefSeq and is a predicted model, not a curated record.
AUCGUCUCCAGCACCCCCCCCCGCGAUCGUACACGGGAUACACGGUGUUGAAAAUCGAUGGAUGGAUGGAUGGAUGGAGGGAUGGAUAGUAUCGAUGGUCUCUGUACUUGCUACGUGAUAGUAGUGGUGGUAUUAAGAGCAUGUAUGUGAUGAAGAUGAGGCGUGAUGAUGGAGGAUGUGGUACUUCACCACCGUCUCGAAGGCUCUGACGGGCUGAGCGAUUUAAUUGCAACCACAGAAAAGCUCCUGGAACCUUUCCCCUGCCGCCCUCCUCCCGUCUUCACGCCGUGGUUCUCGGACUCGUCAGCACGACGGCCUCCGCCCAUCAGACCAGCCAAAUGCGCUCCCGUCAUCAACGCGGCAGAUGUCAAGUGCCGACCGGAGGCUUUAAAAGAAGGCGUUGGCGGAACCACAAACUCGCCCUCCGUUGUUGACAAGAAGAGCGCGUCUGUUGCAGCGAUGGCGGUCAAACGGUCCUGGAGCGUGUUGGCUUCCAAAAGUGUUCGUCACCGCUCGCCAUCGCUCUCGAAAGGCUUCCGACACGCCUUGUCCGUGCACGCGCUGCACCUGCGCCAGAGGUCCAAGUGGGUCAUCAGUCAGCACAACUGUGGAGCCGUACGAGACAUCGAACAGGUAUGGCAAGCCCUGAGCAAAGCCGCCCGGCGCGCCGGCUUGCCCACGUGCAACGCCAACAUCCAGCGUGAGCAUGCCGAGAUCUGGGUGUUCUGCGACGUGGCGUACUCGGAGCAGGUGGGCCACUUCCUGAAGGAGCGUCUGCAGCUGGUGGGCAGCAUCAGGCUACACGUGCACAAGCUCGGAGAUGUCUUUCGCUUGUAGCGCUGACUUCUCACAGCCUUCUCAUCGUGCUGGUGACCCAAAAUCACACUUGGGAUGUGCAACACGCAUCUUGAGCUCAAUAUCUGUCCUAACGUUAGACCGGAACCUCUAAGAUUAAGCGUCCAUUUCGGAACGCCGGUCCACUUUCGAGUUGGAAUGAAAGCCAUGUGUGGAGGGUCAAAGCGUGGGCCUUUAUGAACUUUACAGGCAAUUUUAAAUUGUUGAAACAAGUCAACUGUUCGGCAAGUCAUGGAUGAAGCACGUGACGCAGGAGUCAUCUUGUGUUGAAUGUGAUGACACUUUUCUCAGCAGCCCCCGUUGAGGCCGUUCCCACUUUAUACUUUCAUGUUCACCCAACUUGGAUUCCCAAAGUUUGGCUUGAUUUUGAAAGGCAUAUUUUUCCAUGGAAAUGUCGAUCAAAUUGUGACAUGAGUGGUUCCAGUGCAUUUUUAACACAGACGGGGAUUAGCACAUAACGUGGUCCCAUAUUCCUGAUGUAAUGAAUUAAAACGGGCCAUUUUAAUGUGGAAUUCAAGCAGAUCAGCUCCAUUGUCAAUUAAAGUGUAAAUUUUUAUUUUAACAAUAAAGGAGACUGUCAAGUCUUUUUUUCACAAUUGAAAA